Messenger RNA from Dromiciops gliroides (monito del monte), 1928 nucleotides. RefSeq names its product C-type lectin domain family 1 member A (gene CLEC1A). The coding region runs from base 83 to 976 and encodes 297 amino acids. The transcript has 6 exons. The record is from RefSeq and is a predicted model, not a curated record. NCBI's taxonomy places the organism in Eukaryota, Metazoa, Chordata, Mammalia, Microbiotheria, Microbiotheriidae.
GGCCUCUGUGUUCAGGAACAGGGGCCGGUGACUUCCUCAGCAACUGAAGCCAGAAGCACAUUGGGAAUGCUUUUUCCUUCUCAUGCAGCAUCGAUCUGCCUCCCAAAACCCUGGGCAGCUGGAGAAUAAACACUGUAGCUGUUGCUCAUCUCGAAGGAUUCAGAUGCAGGCAAAGUACAACAGUACAUUGGAUAUGCUGGAUGAUGAUGGGGAGACCACCCUAAGCCUGCAUUCCCAAGCCCUCACCAUUUCUCAGAGACCAGAGAGCAAGAACACAGGAUACCCAACCGUUUCUCCAGCUUGGCGCCCAGCUGCUCUAAUUCUGUUGAGUUUGUGCCUGGUGUUGCUGAUUGGACUGGGAGUGUUAGGACUUGAAUUUUUUCAGAUCAAUCAACUCUCAAUCACUCAGAGGGAUAUCCUCACUCAAAAGGAAGAAAAGUUGGGAAACUUUUCUAGACAACUACAUUCUCUCCAGGCUCAGAACAGGAAGCUCACAGAUACUCUGCUGCACCUGGCUAAAAAGCUCUGUCGGGAGCUCUAUAACAAAACUGGAGAACACAAAUGCAGCCCCUGCCCAAAGAAAUGGAAAUGGCACAAGGAUAAUUGCUACUGUUUCUCUAAGGAGAGCAAUACUUGGCAAGACUGUGAACAUUUCUGCACUGCUGAGAACUCCACCCUUCUGAAGAUAGAGACACAAGAUGUUCUGGAAUUUGUGAUGCCUCAGAGCUACUCUCAGUUUUUCUACUCCUAUUGGACAGGGCUGUCCCGCAAUGGCAGUGGCAAUCCCUGGCUGUGGAUAGAUGGAUCUCUCCAUUCCUCUGACCUGUUUGAUAUUGCUGUUGACUUCAGCAGCUUAAGGAACUGGGACUGUGUGACGAUAUUAAAUGGAAGGGCUUUCUCAAAGGACUGUAGGGAGCUGAGGCGCUGUGCUUGCCAGAGAACAGCAGCAAUGGUGAUGCCAGAGUGGCUGGAAUAGUCUUCCUAAGGAAUGCAUGGAGAUAAAUGGACUCUCAAACAUACCUACAAGCCAAAAAAGAUGCAGGCCAAGCAGGGAGAAAGGACAAGAGCUCUCUGAAUCACUGAGAUCACUAUGGAUAGAAGAGCAGGUCUCUCUGGCCAGUAAAAAAUGGAUCUUUUUCAUGGAAACUGCCAAGAAGUAUCAGCCCCAUAUACCAGGGUUUUACCCCAAACUUUUCAACCAGAUAAAAAUCCAAUUUUGUUACCUUGUCUUGCCCUAGACUCACAUCUUCUACAACCUGGGCUUGUUUUUAAUUCUCAACACCCUGAUUUUCCCCUUUUGUACUGGUUGCUCAUAUCCUUCUGCUGUCAUUCCUAGUACUUUUUAAAGGAAAAUGAGAAAUCUGGGGGCAAAAGUCAUGCAACUAACAGAAAAUUCUGUGUCCCAAAGAACAACCCCCAUUAUACUUUUUUGUUUGUUUGAUUUAUGGUACACCUGCAAUUCAUAACACCUGAAUUAUUUUCCUCCUUUGAGAAUCAUUUAACCACCCAAGGAUUUUUCCUUUACCCCAGUGGUCUCCAGGGAGGAAAGUUUAUCUGAGGCCUACAGAAGCCAAGGAUAUCUAUUUUAGAUCACUAUGGGAAGGAAUAAGACUCAUUUCCUCCUUUCAUGCACUUGGGAGUUCAGAGAAAAGUAAGGUUCCAGAUGUCUCUCUUUACAUGGGAUUAGUGACUUUUAAGCACCUUUUCCCACUAGAUAAUUACCAUCAAUCCUUUCAGGUACUUGUAUAAAAAGAAAUGUGUGUGUAUAUACUAACUGUGAGGUGGAUUUACACUGGUAUUCAGUGCUCGCUGCCAUGACCUCUACUGUGAGGGGAAAAGGUUCCAUGACAAGAGUAUUAAGGACAGGUUAUAAAUGAUUGAACUUAGGAUAGAGCACCGGCCCUGGAGUCAGGAGUACCUGAGUUCAA